CUUUUUCUUAUCCCUUAGCACUUUUCACCAAAUGUAAUAUAAUGAGACAGCGAAUCGUUUUCGCGCGCUCUUCAUGUAAUUGCGGGUAAUAAUCAUUGUGCAAUUCAGCCCGCAAUACCAUUGAUGUAAAGAUCUAUGUGUUGUUGCUUGAAUGUUUUUUUUUCUGUGAAAUUGCUGAAAAAUCAUGCAGUUCAAUCCGAGGAGACACCUUCUAACUGCAAAAAAAGACAAUUUGUCGUACCCUCAUUCCCUUCAGUUUUACAAGUGUCCUCCAGUAGAUAAUAUUACUCUUGAAGAAUUUGAAGAAUUGGCCUUAGAAAGAUUAAAAGUUUUGCGCAUCAUUGAACGAGCUGGUGCAAAAUUCAAUAAGAAUUCAAAUGACUACAAAGAAAUGAUUCUUAACGAGCUGAAGAAGCUGAAUCUCUUAUUUUAUUUUAGGAUAAAUCCAAGCCAAAAUAAUGAUGAAAAGAUCUACAAUGAAAGAAAAAAAGAUAAUAUUUCUCACUUCAUUCUGCGUCUUGCAUACUGUCGCAGGGAAGAUUUACGCAGAUGGUUUAUCACUCAAGAAGUUGAUUUGUUUCGUUUGAGAUUUAUUUCUGAGAAAACAGCAAGCAGGAAGUUAUUCAUGGACCAGAAUAAUUUAAAUUAUAAACCAAUUGACGAUUCUGAAAAGAAUAGCAUUUUGGAAAACCUAUGUGUUGGAUACUGCAAUUCUAUAGCUAAAGUGAGAAGUACUAAUUUUUAUAAGGUACCAUUUGUUGAAGUGUUGGAUUUAGUUAAAAAUCGUAAAGUGUACUUAAAGAAAGGCUAUGCCUACAUAACUGAAGAUGAUUUGGUAGUGACUGUUGUCUCUGCUUAUAGAGCACAUCUCUCUCAUGCACUUGCAGUUACAUGUCGAGCAUUGCCCCAACUUGAUGAAGAUACAAGGUUAAUUAAUAUGCUGCAAACGCUGCACCAACGUUAUAUUGGUACUGACUAUAGUAAUAGAAAAACAGAAUUUGUUGGAGACGUAUCUUUAGAAGCUAUUGAUUCAUUGUCAAAAACUUCUUUCCCAUUGUGUAUGAGAAAUCUUCAUGACGCAUUACGUAAAACUCACCAUUUGAAAUACAAUGGUAGAUUGCAGUAUGGGUUAUUCUUGAAAGGCAUUGGACUUUCUCUUGAAGAUGCUCUGAGAUUUUGGAGAGAAGAAUUUACUAAAGUUAUGGACAUGGAUAAGUUUGAUAAGCAAUAUAUGUAUAACAUCCGGUACAAUUAUGGAAAAGAAGGAAAAAGAGCAAACUUUUCUCCAUACAGUUGCAUCAAAAUUAUAACAUCUAAUUCACCUGGAGCUGGAGAAUUUCAUGGUUGUCCUUAUAAGCAUUUUGAUGAAAAUAAUCUUAGACAGAAGCUGCACAGUACACACUUAAAUUCUUCAGGCAUAAAUGAGGUAAUGGAUUUAGCAGCAAAAGGACAUUAUCAGAUUGCAUGUACUCGUUACUUUGAACUUACCCAUCAAGAUAUGUCUGUUGAUCAGGGUAUUAAUCAUCCUAACCAGUACUUUGAAGAAAGUCAAAAAAUAGCAAAAGGAAUCAAGAAAAACGACAAAACUUAUAUUCAGAAUACAGUUCCAAGGACAUCAGCUUCAAUUAAACAUGUAAAAGAAUCAUCAGAAACCAACAAACCAGCAAAUGAUGAUAUGGAAAUGGAUACUGAAUCAAUUGAAGACAUUGAAGGACUUUUAGCUGGAUUGCAAGGUGUAUAAGUUACAUCUAAGAAGUUUUUCAUACUUAUGUGUUUCUUAUAAGUAAAAAUUGAUGUACACUGA
This is a messenger RNA of Uloborus diversus, 1804 nucleotides long. RefSeq names its product DNA primase large subunit-like. Gene Ontology annotation, biological process: DNA replication, synthesis of primer. The record is from RefSeq and is a predicted model, not a curated record. Lineage: Eukaryota; Metazoa; Arthropoda; Arachnida; Araneae; Uloboridae. Gene Ontology annotation, cellular component: alpha DNA polymerase:primase complex.